CCGCGACGGUCGAUCGCAAAAAUUCAAGUCCGUCGUUCAUCAGUUUCCAUCCCGUGUUUCGCGGUAGUGUGCCUUCGGUCGGUGGUGUCGUGCGCUGGUGCUCUCUGUUGCUGCUGUGGUAGUGUCGAGCAAAUCGAGCUCAUCGCAGCAGUCCACAAUAUCAAAGUUAGCGCAGAGUGUGCAGUUUUGCAGCCCUUUCUUUAGCCAGUUUUCCCCAGUUCCCUAGUGUGGUGGAAGUUAUUCGCUGAUUUUUGGACUUUUCCAAGGGUCAUUGAGGUAUAGUUUAGUUCCCGACGACGACGGAAGUUGCCUGUUCGUGUGCCUGAAGUUGGCCGUGUGUGCCGAGAAAAGAAAAAUUCGUUCGCAGUGAAAAUUGUGAAGUGCAGAAAAAGUAAAGGAAGUAAGUUUUCCGCGAGGAAAAAAAACGAAGUCGAUAAAUUGUGUGAACCUUUCGAAGGUUAUGAAAAAUUUUAAGUAAGGGAUCAGAUUUUUUCCGAUAGUGUGGCCUCAAGAGGUAUUUCAGUAGUUCAAGAAGCAGUUAUCUUAGCAACCCACCGUCGUUAAGGAAGGGUGGUCCGUUAAAGGAAAGAGGUAAAGUUGAGCGAAGAAAGGUAAUAAAUAGCGAGGAAGAAAAAGUGAAAAGUAUUCAACCUAGAAGAGAAUCUACUUGCAUUGGACGGACGAAAGAGAAUACGACGGGUGGUUGGCGAUCAGCAGCACCAGACUAUUGGUUGGCUCCCCGAGUGUGUGUGUCCGCGGACGGUUCUCGCGCGCCUGUGUGCGAAAGCAGAAGUAAAGGGAAGACCAGCAGAUCUAGCAGAGAUCUCACCGCCGAGGGAAGAGACCGCCCCCGACCGGGGAACUCGAAGACCGGAAGUGUCUGGACGUAAUCCCGUCAAUUGCGCAGCGGAGACUUUUCCGAGAGGCCAGGACAAGAGUUAUGUGAGCCACUUCAGUUGCAGUGGCUAUCCAGAUCAGCAACAUCAUAAAAUUAACACCUUGCAUCAGCGUCGGCACCAUCGGUGUUCUUCAGGCCGAAUCGUCAGGCAAGAGCAGCAGCCUUCCAACCACUAUCUGUCGGGAGCCACCACUGGAUGAUUAACAGAAAACAAAGAGAGGCCCCCCGAUUGACACACGGAAAUAUCGGGAAAAUCCGCGUCAACCUGAAACGUAUACCUUUAUGUAUGGGUUUUCCUUUCUAGCAGCAGCAGUGAGCAGCAAGUUGCCUUCGCGUUUUCCAAUGAUCGCUUUAUCGGUUGUUAUAUGGUGAAAAUAUCCACAGAAAAGUAGUGUUAGACUUAGUGAGUGUAUGCAUAAAAGCGAGCAGGCUAAAAUAAAUCACAGUGUUGCGUCGAAAGACAGUGUUCUGCUGUAAGUCAGCGGUGUGUUCGUAUGUGUUUUGUAUAAAUUCUGAAUACCUUUACGCUGGGAAACAGAAACAGCGACCCAUAACUAUAGCGGAUAGUGGAAGACAGCAAGGCGAAGAAAAGUGAUUGCAGUAAAAAGAAAGAAGCGCAAGAGUGAGAGUGCGGGAGGAAGCAACGAAAAAAUAUUAGCCGCUCGGAAGAGCACCCAUAUUUAUGUAUUGCAGUAACCAGAGUAGUAUGGCUACUCUGUUACAGCAGAAAAGUUUUAUGAAAAAUCUGACCAAUGGAACAAACAACGUGGUGGUCGUAAAUGGCACCAACGAGAACCAGGCGACGACAAUGGUGGCAGCCGCGGGGACCACGAUGGCCUCCGUUCCCGGCAGUGCAAGUCGAAUGCUUCUGCCACACGAGACAGCCACCUUGAUCCAUCAGCAACCGUUGAUCCAUCAACAAACAUCAGUCAACAAUUCAUUCACCUCGACGCAUUCGUCUGCCUCCAGCUCGAUCAGCCUAACCAACUCGAGCAACUUCAAUAGCCAAUUCAUCAGUCAUCUCCAGAGCAAUCACCAUCUUUCAACACAACAGAUCUUUGGCACUAGCAGUAGUCAACCGCAUAUAGUGACCACGACUGCCACUCCCACCACUUCCUUUCAAAGCCAGUUCAACAAUGCCUACGUUGACGUCAAUGCAAUAUUUCGUCCAGCAGCAACAUCACCCACCACCACUAGUUCUGCAACAAUGCACCAACAAUCCUUCUCGUCAUCCCAUCAUCCCCUGCCACAUCUAACAAACAACAACAGUAGUUCCCUAGUGUACAUAAAUGGAUCCCAACUGAGUGCGACGACGGUGCUAUCCAAGUCGUCGUCGUUGCUGCUUCAUUCUCAUAAUCAACAGACUGUAUCCGAGAGCCAGACUGCCAACACCACCGAUUCCGCCGUUCGGUCCACAGCGGCCUCCGCCGACGGAUACGGUGGAUGUGGAAACGGGACAGACGAAAAGCCUGCCACUGCCACCGAAGCCGCCCCGGACGGAAGCCUAGAUGCGAAAUCCGGUGUGGUCGUCACCGCCGCCAGUGAAAAGGAAGAGGACCAAGAGCAGGAAGCGGAGCCCGAGAUUGACAUUGUUAUCAACAAUGUAGUGUGUUCGUUCAGCGUGCGCUGCCAUCUGAACUUGCGUGAUAUUGCCCUUAAAGGCUUCAACGUGGAGUUUCGUCGAGAGAACGGAAUGGUCACGAUGAAACUACGGCGUCCAUAUACGACCGCAUCGAUAUGGUCUUCAGGCAAGAUUACCUGCACUGGUGCUACAUCGGAAGAUCAGGCAAAGGUUGCGGCCCGUCGUUACUCGCGAUGCCUUCAAAAAUUAGGUUUUAAUGUUAGGUUUAGGAAUUUUCGAAUCGUGAACGUGCUGGGGACGUGCAGUAUGCCAUGGGGCAUAAUGAUCGUGAACUUUUCUGAAAAGUACAAGAAGGAUGCCAGCUAUGAACCGGAAUUGCACCCGGGUGUUACCUACAAGCUGUACAACCCGAAAGCGACGCUGAAGAUUUUUUCCACCGGCAGCAUUACAGUGACGGCCGCCAGCGUUGCGUACGUACAAGCCGCCAUCGAGCACAUAUUCCCGCUGGUCUACGAAUUUCGUAAGAAACGAACCCCGGCGGAAAAGAUGGAAAUGAUGAAGCUGCCUGUAUUCGAUCCGGAGUCGCUGAUUGAGGAAGAAUGUGAUAUCGAGUCGGCCACCACGUUCCCCCAAGGGGAGAAUAACAAAGAUGGCGACGAUGACGAUGCAGACGCAUUCGACGACGACGAAGAUGUUUGCAUCAUCAGCAACGACACCAAAGCAAUAAACCACCUGCGGAGGAAUCGCAGCCGAUUUUGCAAGUCUCGCUAUAGCAGUUCGAGGAAUGGGGGUCGGCGGCGUCCUGCCGGCAAGGCGGAUAAUGAUCCCAACGAGGACGCGAUGUUCGUGUCGGAUGACGACGCAGACGUCAUCGAGGAGGUGAUCGAAAGUGACGAUGAGUAGACCGAUAAUUAUUCAAUCGUAGUUUCCUAAUUUCCUCUCGCUUUACUCAUCUUGUGCACAAUCGUGUCCAAGGUACAUCCCGGCCCGAGUGGACUAUCAUAAAUAUAUACGCUUGUUCAACAACGUUAUCUUUAGUAUGUUUCACCCGUCUGUUUUCUAUUGUUUUCUAAUAGAAAAAAGUGUGGUUUCAUGUGAGGAACACUGGUCAUAGACAAAGGCACACACAACGUUGAGCAAUUGAACAAGCCUCUCCUUGAUACACAUUUACCUAUAAACUACAACAAAUCCUGUGAAUAAUUACGAUUAUGUAUAAAAAAUAAUCAGCAUGGAAUCGAAAUUGUUCAGUUUCGUGAAUGUUUUGAGCCAAAAUAGAGUAGCCUUAUUUUAUAGUGAAGUUUCGCUUGCGUAACUUCAAGGUGUGCAACAGCAAUCCUAUUAUACUCUCAUUCGACACCGUUAGUUGAAGACACGAUUUAGGAUGUUAACUGUUAAUCUACUGGCAAGUUUGCACCAGAAUCAGAUAGUAAAGAAAACGAUCCUCGUUCGCCAAAGCGUUGAGAUAUUUACGGUUUUUUGUUGCUUAUACACCGAAAGCUGUGUAUCGACUUUGUUUUAUUAUCUGAGACCACAUCGUUUAGUUAACCUCUCAAGAAAUGAAUCGUAUGAAAUAAAGGGUUCCUGCAAAUUAAUGUCAGGCGAUACAGGCCAUGCCACGUCAGUAGAA
Messenger RNA from Armigeres subalbatus, 4107 nucleotides. Its product is annotated as TATA-box-binding protein-like. The record is from RefSeq and is a predicted model, not a curated record. Bases 1581 to 3383 code for a protein of 600 amino acids. Gene Ontology annotation, molecular function: general transcription initiation factor activity; DNA binding. Gene Ontology annotation, biological process: DNA-templated transcription initiation. Lineage: Eukaryota; Metazoa; Arthropoda; Insecta; Diptera; Culicidae. The transcript is spliced from 5 exons.